Benincasa hispida (wax gourd) is the source of this 1213-nucleotide messenger RNA. NCBI's taxonomy places the organism in Eukaryota, Viridiplantae, Streptophyta, Magnoliopsida, Cucurbitales, Cucurbitaceae. The record is from RefSeq and is a predicted model, not a curated record.
CCUACAAUUAGAGUAAUGGACCAGGACCCACCACACAACAUGUGCAAUGCACGUGCCCGUCCUCCUACCAGCUCCAUCAUCCUCGAGUAUUCAAUUUGCAAAAAAUCUCCGCUUUGUAGUAUUGUCCCCUUUCGCUUCAGUCCUCCGUCAAUUGGAAAAUUAGGGUUUAUUUUUCCUUUUCGUGAAAUGGCUAUGGCUGGGCGUAUGAGAUCGAUCAUUCCUCAAUUCAAUCAUCUUCUGAAAUCGGAAUCACAGACUCAGAGUCCUGCUCUUCUAAGAGCCCUACUUUGCCCCACGACUGCCAACUCCGAGGUCUCGAGGAACUAUGCAACUGCUUCCAAGAAAAGCGAGGAAAAAGUUAAAGUUCCUCUGGUUUUGUUUGGGGGGACUGGAAACUAUGCCUCUGCUUUGUACCUUGCAGCAGUAAAAGCUAAUUCCUUGGAUAAGGUUGAGACAGAGCUUCUCGACCUUGUCGAGGCUUCAAAAAGAAGUGCCACCUUCUCUCAGUUCACAAGAGAUCUCUCAGUGCCUAAAGAUACUAGGAUCAAGGCUAUUAACGAUGUUUGUGCUGCAGCUAAAUUUUCAGAUGUUGUAAAGAAUUUUUUGGUUGUAUUGGCUGAGAAUGGAAGGCUGAAAUACAUAGACAGCAUUGCAAAGAGGUUUCUAGAGUUGACAAUGGCUCAUAGAGGAGAGGUGAAAGCCAUUGUGACUACAGUUAUUCCCCUCCCUCCUGAAGAAGAGAAAGAACUGAAGGAGACUCUACAGGAUAUUAUUGGACAAGGGAAAAAGGUCAAGCUUGAACAAAAGAUCGAUCCAAGUAUUCUCGGUGGACUGGUUGUAGAAUUUAGUGAGAAAGUAUUUGACAUGUCGAUUAAGACCAGAGCACGACAGAUGGAGCGGUUCUUGCGAGAACCUGCGAACCUUGACAAGUUCUGAAAAGAGUGAUUUUUAUCUUCUGGGGACACCAUCUUCCUGGUUUCAGCUACCAUUUUUCCUCCAUGAAAGAGAACUUUGGUAUUUUCCUUCCUUUUUGGCCUGAUUCUCAUCUUACAUUACGGGCGGCAAUGCCCUUAUAUAUGCAAAUAAGAAGUUGAUUUUUCUUCAUAACUAUAUCCAUGUGAGACAAUUUUAAAUUUGAUGUAACAUGUGCAGUCAUAUUGGAGGAUUUGACUAUGGAUAAACGUCUCUCUUUUUAUUUUUUUUGGGAUUGUUA